Molecule: messenger RNA, 1144 nt
Organism: Trichoderma atroviride IMI 206040
Lineage: Eukaryota; Fungi; Ascomycota; Sordariomycetes; Hypocreales; Hypocreaceae
Source: RefSeq, a predicted model, not a curated record
GGUGCCUCCAUUUUCUCUUCUUGGCCUCUGAUCUGCUCUUCCUUCUUCUUCCGUCUUCAUCCCAUCAUCCUCAACACAAUAUCUUGAGCAUAUACCUACUACACCACAUACAUCCCACAUCACCGCCCAACAUGGCGACCCAGUGCCCCAGCGGCAACUCUGACCUCUACGGCAUCGGCGUCCGCGUCGGUCUCUAUGCCCAAUGGGUCGCCACGCUCCUCGUCACUGUCUUCGACCCCAAGACGGAGAGCACGUACCGCAUCGCCAACCUCAUCAUCCAGUGGUCCAUCUUCCUGGGCCUCUGCACGCAGUCCAGCCAGGGCGACCCCGUCGUCGGCGCCAUCAUCACGCAGUACCUGCUCUUCGGCUCCCUCUCCAGCGUGACGGGCGACGGCAUCAAGCACUUUAGCCACUUUUCGGGCAUCUUCCGCGUCGUCUUCUACACGGCCGUGGCCGCCUACGGCUGCUGGUUCUGGUACGAGGGCGUCGACGUAAUGUCCAUCGAGGGCUGCCCCGACAUUGCCUUUUUCAGCGGCGUGACUAUCCACGGAUGGUUCCGCACGCUGGGGAAAGUCGUGUCCGUCUUGGGACUUGUGGUUUGCGUGUCUUUACUCUUUUACAGCGUUUAUGCGACGGCGACGAGAUUUAGCAACGGCUUGCGAGAGGGAUUUGAGCGCAGACCAAAGGUUCGCCCGCAGGUCGAGCUAGCGCUCUUGGUGCUGUCGAUGGCCUUGAUCGGGAUAUCCAUCUACUUGGUGGAGCAUCUCAUCAUGGUGAACAACGUCGAUGGAGUGGGAAUUCCCGAGAUUGGCACGGUUGGCCAGCUGAUUCCGCUGUUGGCCGGUGGCUUGGGAUGCGCAAUGAGCAUUUGGAAGAUUCUGGUGCACCGUCUGUUUUUGAGGAAGAGAUGCUGGUUCCUGUUUGGCUACCAUCUUUAAUGGGUUAUUGUUCUUUUGCGUCAUGUCUUGGUUUUCCUUUUGUUACAGCUGGCUUUUGUUUACGGAUCAAUUAAUGAGCAAGAUACCAUUUUGGGUUGGGCGUUUUAGAGACGCUGUCACGAUGAUUUACGCACACAUGGUAUUCGGCUUCUGCAUUUCCUUUGUUCUCUCAAAGAAUAGACUCAUCAUUUUGCUCCGAACGUAUU